GGCAGUCACUGCGAGUGUUACGGGCGUAUUUCUAACAAUGACACGGAUAACCUUGUUUCUGUGUAUAGUAGCGGUAACGGGAGGGUUGGCGCAGUUGAUUCCGGGAGGAUAUACAGAGACCAGGAAAGUCGACCGCCAGACAAGGAAGAUUGUUAUUACUGUGAAGAGAGACAUCGUGAGCUGGUUGGGGGAUAAGUACAUCCGGAUCGGAGAGUUCAAGCCCCUCCUCUACAGAUCACAGGUAGUGGCGGGAACCAACUAUCUAGUCAAGAUAAGUAUCGGCUAUGGGCGUUAUAUCCAUGUCAUCAUUUACCAACAUUUCUCCGGUAAUCCAACCCAAGUAACGGGGAUCCAGACAGGAAAAACUUUGGCGGAUCCACUAGAAACCUUCUAACUCAAAGGAAUAACAUUGGCGGAUCCACUGAAAACCUUCUAACGCAACGGGAAAACAUUGGCAGAUCCACUAGAAACCUUCUCACUUAUAGGGAAAAACUCGGCGGAUCAUUGGCGGAUCCACUGCGAUAUAUUCUUACUGACAGCUAAAAACUUUCAGAGAACCUCAUGGGAUUCACUUUUAACCAUCUAGAGUAUAAUGAGAAAUGUAUUCGACCAAAAAUCAUUGAGUAAUUAACAUGAAAAUACAUAUUACUGAUUUAAAAAAAAAUGUUCUCUUUUUCUUCGAAUGUCCUUACAUUAUUUAAUAAACGUAAUUGGCAAAACAUAAAAUAAACAAAAUAUAAACAAAAAGGUUGCUUUCAUUUGUGUAUAAUAUUUUAUUACAAAAUCUGAUUUCAUUUUCAAACUAGACAAGGUUGCAACAUAUAAAAUUGAAACCGCACACAUCAUAAUAUAAAUCACAAAAUUGUUUGCCUUUUUUAUUUUCGUCAAAAAAAACCCAUGUUACAAUGAUGACUUCGCCAUGUACAAUGUAACGAAUUUAGGCGAUUACGCAAUAAGCACUUAUGAGGCCGUGUUAUACCGAUGU
This is a messenger RNA of Magallana angulata, 985 nucleotides long. Its product is annotated as cystatin-A-like. The coding region runs from base 38 to 394 and encodes 118 amino acids. Lineage: Eukaryota; Metazoa; Mollusca; Bivalvia; Ostreida; Ostreidae. The record is from RefSeq and is a predicted model, not a curated record. Gene Ontology annotation, cellular component: cytosol. Gene Ontology annotation, molecular function: cysteine-type endopeptidase inhibitor activity. The transcript has 3 exons.